CGUAAACGAUGGGCUUCCGACGGAUACGACAUUUCUGAACGUCAGCGUUGACGUCACGCGAGCCCGCGGUAUUAAAAAAUUUACGAUAAAAGGCUCUGAAUCUUCGUUUUCAAGAGGCGAAGGACUGAACUGGGCCGUAAAACUUGCAAAAAACGAAGCCGACGAAGCAUUGAUGUUUUUAACGGACGUCGACAUGUCCUUUUCUGAUGCGUUCAUGGACCGAUGUCGAUCGUCUGCCGUUAAAGGGAGACAGGUGUUCUUCCCGAUCGUGUUUUCGCGGUACAACCAGAGUUUGCUGGAGCCUCCAGACUACUUAAGAUCGCAAGGCUCAAAACUGGACCCGAAAAAUAUCAAAUAUGAAAUUCACCAAGAAGUUGGUUACUGGAGAAUUUUCGGACACGGUAACGUGUGCGCGUAUCGAUCUGACCUGCUGAAGGUGGGAGGCUUCGACGGCCUCGAGAGACACAGCUGGGGUGGGGAGGACAUACAGCUACUCGACAAGUUUGUCGCUACCAAGCGAUACAAAAUUGUACGGUCUUUGGAGCCCUCCUUGGAGCACCUGCACCACGGCAAGAACUGCUCGGGCGUCAGUAAGGAGUCCAAACAGGCAUGCGAGGAUACCAAAUACCGCAGUGAGGCCUCUCAACGAACCUACGGUGCAAUGUAUUUCAAAAACAAGCAACUCUAGACAUUAGAUGAAUUAUGAAUAUAGGUCGCAAUAAUAGUUGUUUCUUUCAUAAAGAAGUAUCCCCUUCAAUACUUUCUCUUAUAACCAAACCGAGAGGGCUAACUCCACAAGAAUAGCUAAUUUUGAUACAAUU
Molecule: messenger RNA, 821 nt
Organism: Hyalella azteca
Lineage: Eukaryota; Metazoa; Arthropoda; Malacostraca; Amphipoda; Hyalellidae
Product: chondroitin sulfate N-acetylgalactosaminyltransferase 1
Exons: 5
Coding region: 173-688 (171 amino acids)
Cellular component (GO): Golgi cisterna membrane
Molecular function (GO): glucuronosyl-N-acetylgalactosaminyl-proteoglycan 4-beta-N-acetylgalactosaminyltransferase activity
Source: RefSeq, a predicted model, not a curated record